This is a messenger RNA of Eremothecium cymbalariae DBVPG#7215, 1371 nucleotides long. RefSeq lists its product as uncharacterized. Lineage: Eukaryota; Fungi; Ascomycota; Saccharomycetes; Saccharomycetales; Saccharomycetaceae. The transcript has a single exon. The record is from RefSeq and is a predicted model, not a curated record. The coding region runs from base 1 to 1371 and encodes 456 amino acids.
AUGGAAAACAUUAAGGUUAAUCCUAAGCUUCAGGCAUUAAUGGAGCAAGAGCUUGGUCUUACUGAAACAGUAGAUAUUCAUGGGUCUGGGGGAACGCCCGAUACCGCAGAGUUAAACAAGCUUUUCGGCGAUUCUAAAGUUGAAAUCAAUAUUGGGUAUAAUAAUAUGGAUAAUGCAGCCAUGGAGUUACCUACACCCGAACUUACAGCACAGCACCAUCAAGUUCCUUCUUCGCUGAAGGCGCCACAGGAUGAUAAAUAUCUUCAGAGCGACUCUUUCCACUAUACAUCUUCUUUUCAGGCAAGACCUUAUUCAGAUUACUUUGACUUUGACAGUAAAGAUAAACAGCCCCAACAAAGGGUUAACAACAACGGGCUUUCGAAUAAUAAUCAAAUUAGUCGAUAUUCAAAGUUUAAAGAACUUAAAGAUCCAUACAAGGAAGUUAUGACUGAUGGAACUGGCUGUGGGUCAGAUUCAGAGUCAGAUGUUGAUGAAGUCUCCAAUGGUAUCCAGGAAAUACUAGACCAAAUAUUAGAUUUUAAGAAUGAGUUUAGGGAACUGAUAACUAAAAUUGAUGAGGCAUCUACUGCUUCUGCAAGAUCAAGGUAUCUGCAGGCUGCAUCAGAGCAUUUGAACAAUACAGAGGAAAUAGAUUUGGGAACAAACGCCGUUAUGUCCGAAGUUGUGGAUACUGUCAUUCAGUCUUUGCAUGAUUUAUUACCAAAAAAAUCCCAUCGAAAGCGAGAUUCAGUCUCGAUAUCCUUUAAAGACCCCUGGCCUCUGAAGAAACCCAAAACUGAAAGAAGUGUCUCCAUGGAUGAUGUGAAGAACGCUACCAGUUCAUCGAUUUUGAACCGCGUUUUGCCUCACUCUUCUACUGAAAUAAGAGAAGAUCCAUGUAGUAAAAUGCCUAAUUUUGGCGUUGUACUAAUCAAAUCACCUUCUUUGAUAUCGCAGCUUUGGGAUGAAUAUACGAAAUUGCCUAAUGAAUGGGCUUUGAAAGACCAUUUAUCCUUUACUUUACAAUUACGAGAUAACGGUGCAUUGGAUCUAGACCUAAUAGGUCAGCGGAAAACGACCAUCAGAGAGUUAGAAAGGAAAUACGGAUCAUCUUGGCGUAAUACGGAUAAGAACUUUUCUCGUCAGAUAAACAGAAGAAAGAAGAUUUGGCGAUCAAUCGAAGAAGGAUUAGAAGAUGGACUUGAGCUAAAUCAAUGUUUUGAAAUCUUAGAGUCUCAUAUCAAAAAACGAGGCAAGGGUCUCAGCUGGUAUUACAAUGGUGUUCCGUUCAGGUUAAGAGAUAUGCUAUUGUCAAAGGAAUUAUCGUCUGGCUCUAAUCCCAGGACCGCCAGAUUGAAAAAAACGGGCUAG